Messenger RNA from Penicillium chermesinum, 1563 nucleotides. Its product is annotated as dynein family protein. Gene Ontology annotation, molecular function: dynein heavy chain binding. The transcript is spliced from 6 exons. The coding region runs from base 1 to 1563 and encodes 520 amino acids. Gene Ontology annotation, biological process: microtubule cytoskeleton organization; microtubule-based movement. Gene Ontology annotation, cellular component: cytoplasmic dynein complex; centrosome. Lineage: Eukaryota; Fungi; Ascomycota; Eurotiomycetes; Eurotiales; Aspergillaceae. The record is from RefSeq and is a predicted model, not a curated record.
AUGGUGGGACUAGAGCAGACGAUGUCCUCCAGUCCGAAUCGCGGAUCCAAAACACCCGGCGCCAAUAGUCGACCUAGUAGCAAGGAUGGCAAGAAGAACAUUUGGUCUUCUUUGCUAGACGGCGCCGCCAAUGGGAAGCGCUUGCCGGAGAAGAACUUAUUGAUUCUAGGCGGUACCCCAGAAAGCCAGAGAGAGUUUCUAGAGACGCUUUCUGCAAACACCGAGGCCGAUCCUAGCUUAGUGCAUGACCGGCGGAAGGGGAAGACACCCCCAAUCGCUAAUCAAUUCGCCCUUGGAUACACCUACCAAGAUGUGCUUGAUGCCGACCAGGAAGAUACCCUGGCACGCGUCUCAGCCUAUCUUCUAUCCGAGCCGUCACCGUCUUUCGCGCCUCUCCUUAAACCACUUUUAACUCCCCAAUCAGUACCGGAAACUCUCGCUGUCAUUCUUUUGGAUUGGUCUGAUCCAUGGCUAUGGAUUCGACAAUUACGAGAAUGGGUUCGUUUGUUGCGCUCUGUCCUUGUGUCUUUGGAUGACGAUACCAAGAUCGUGAUGGAGGAAACCAUGACCGAUUGGCGUGACCGCAAAAGAGGCGUUGAUGGAAACUCGGCAGCCGCUGGUAGCUUUUCAAACUCGGGCGGUCCGGUCACAAUCCCCCUUGGACCUGGCGAAUGGGACGAAGGCCUGGGAAUCCCAAUGUGUGUGGUCUGCCAGGGAGCGGAUAAAAUCGAAAAGCUAGAGAAAGACCACGGCUGGCAUGAAGAGCAAUUCGACUUCAUUCUCCAAUUCUUGAGAACCAUUCUACUGAAGCGUGAGUACCCUUCUUCCUACCUCUCUUCAAAGUUUAAUCCACUCCUCCUGGGAAUUCACUCUCUUUUGAAACGACAGUCAUUAAAACACAAUGUGAUUGACCGAGACAAGAUCAUUGUCCCCGCGAACUGGGAUUCGUGGGGCAAGAUUCGCAUCAUUCGCGAAGGUUUUGAUAUGGAAGGGGUCUCGACAGCUUGGUCAAUCGAGAUCCAAGACCCUCCCGAGCCCCUAUCCAAAGCCAGAAACGCCGCUAGCGAGAGCGAAAACAGCAAUCCAGCCGAGGACGGCACCAGCGCUGUCACAGUCUUCGAACAGACGAUCAAAGAUCCCAAGAUCGCCAGAUCCAUCAUACCUCCAGGCACUGGGCAAGGUAAUGAGAUCGACAUUGAAACUCCUGAUAUGCAAGAAUUCCUUUCCCAGCAGAAAGAAAAGCUUGAACAGCUCAAAGCAGAAGAUGCUAAGGACCGAUCAACCCAGCAAGUUCCUCAACUAGAAAUGUCACCUAUGGAUGACCAAGGCAGAGUCAACGAGCACAUUGGCCCUGUCCAAUUCAAUAUGGGUGGAAUUCAAGUUGAUGCCGAUGACAUGCUGAAGAAGCUCCGGCCAAUCGCUCCCAGCCGCGUGAGCGAAAAAGACACGGGUGUCUCAGCAACACCGGGCGACGAGAAAGCGCACAACCAAGCGCUGGCCAGCUUCUUCGCCGGCCUUGUUAAAAAGCCCGGCAGCAGCCCUCGCGGUAGCCCUUCUUCCUAA